Messenger RNA from Stegastes partitus (bicolor damselfish), 4389 nucleotides. It is a transcript of the gene b3gnt2b, whose product is annotated as UDP-GlcNAc:betaGal beta-1,3-N-acetylglucosaminyltransferase 2b. Gene Ontology annotation, biological process: poly-N-acetyllactosamine biosynthetic process; protein O-linked glycosylation. NCBI's taxonomy places the organism in Eukaryota, Metazoa, Chordata, Actinopteri, Pomacentridae. The transcript is spliced from 3 exons. Gene Ontology annotation, molecular function: UDP-glycosyltransferase activity; hexosyltransferase activity. The coding region runs from base 381 to 1574 and encodes 397 amino acids. Gene Ontology annotation, cellular component: Golgi membrane. The record is from RefSeq and is a predicted model, not a curated record.
CAGCGACUUCACGGGCGAAAAAAAAACAAUUAUCCCACGACGGAAAACUCACUCAUGUGGAUUUAUUUGUCUUCCCCGCCGUUGUUGGGGUGACUUGGGGCCGUGGGGAGGACGGCCGGAGGGAGUUGAAGCGGCCCCGGAGGAGUUGGUGUCGGGACUUGAGAGGAGCGUUCACGGCGAGCAGCGCAUCAAACGGCUCUCACGCAAAUCCAGCGCCCCCUCCCCUUCCUCGCGCUCCCUGAUUCCUGCUCCCCAUUGGCUGCUGUUCCCAGAGGGCGGAGAUAACUAUGGGGUAAGAGAGCUGCAGGGAGACACCAAGACGACACAAGCUGAGGAGGCCUGCUCACCUGCACAGGUGGUGUCGAGUGCCGGACUCGGUCAUGGCGCUGCUGCGGAGGAGGCUGAAGCUUGUGGUGACCGUGAUGAUGGUGAACCUCUUCAUCUUCAUCCUCAUCUCCCGAAGUAGCAGCCAGGACAAAAACGGAGGCCACAAGGUCCAAAUCCCUUCCAAGCCCUUCUGGACCAAACUGGGUCCCAGCCCGGCGUACUGGAACCGCGAGCAGCAGAUUCUGGACAUCCAGAACAAUCCCAUCCUGAUGGCCAACCUCAGCGGUGCAGAGCUGUCCGGCUGGCUCAACAGCAGCAGUCUGCCCUCCGACCCCUGUCGGCCCAACUUCAGGGUUACCACUCAGGUGAAAGACUACAACUCCCUCCCGGGCCGCUUCAAGGACUUCCUGCUUUACAUGCGCUGCCGCUCCUACCCAAUCAUGGUGGACCAGCCCGAUAUCUGCAAGGAGCCGCCGUUCCUGCUGCUGGCCAUCAAAUCGCUGGCACCGCACUUUGACCGGCGCCAGGCCAUCCGUCAGUCCUGGGGACGGGCAGGCGUCACAGCCAAUCAGACGGUGGUUACUAUUUUCCUCCUUGGCAACGCCACAGCUGGGGACCACCACCCGGACCUGUCCGGGAUGCUGCACUAUGAGAGCGUCCGCCACAAAGACAUCAUCCAGUGGGAUUUCCGGGACUCUUUCUUCAACUUGACUGUCAAAGAGGUUCUGUUCCUGGACUGGAUCCAGACUCGCUGCUCUGGCGCUCGUUUCAUCUUCAAAGGGGACGACGACGUCUUCGUCAACACCUACCGCAUCCUGGACUUCCUGAAGGGCCUGUCGGAGCCCAAAGCCAGGGACCUGUUUGUGGGUGACGUGAUCACCAACGCAGGGCCGCAUCGAGACAAGAAGGUCAAAUAUUUCAUCCCUGAGAGCCUGUACGUGGGGACGUACCCGCCGUACGCAGGAGGAGGCGGAUACCUUUACUCCGGUGACAUCGCUGCUCGUCUGCACAACGCGUCGCAGCGAGUCGCGCUCUACCCGAUCGACGACGUCUACACCGGGAUGUGUUUUCGGAAGUUGGGGCUGGCCCCUGAGAAGCACAAAGGCUUCAGGACCUUUAACAUAGAGGAGAAGUACAGGUCCAACCCCUGCGCUUACAAGAGCUUAAUGCUGGUCCACCCGAGGACGCCGCAGGAGAUGAUCCAGAUCUGGGCCUGGCUCAGCAGCCCGGGUCUGAUCUGCCAGUGAUGGCAGCCAGCAGGGAACUGAAUAGAACAGCCCUAAAGGAGAAGACAUGACGGGCUUGUUCCCAAAAGGCCAAAGUGACAAAUACUUUAUCCUGAACAGGGUCAUGACUUAAACGUUGGCAGCUUUAAGUUAAGAUAUUAUUAAAAUGGCCACUUGGAGCCUCAGUUCAGCACAACGGACGCCUAGAGAUGAGGAAGGACGCAACGCUGACGUCAGGUUCCAGACGUGCUAACCCUGCUUUACUGUCGGACGAGCUUCACCCAAAGUGAAUGUGUCUUUGAGUGCUUAUAUUUAUAUCACGACUAUUUAUACGGCCUUUAUGAUGCUUUAACACUGUGUGUCGGCUCCACCACGGAGCGUCUCAAUGCUGUAUUAAAUAAAUAAGGAGACCAAGACCUGGGAAGUGUCCACCUGGGACCCGCUGAUCAGAGGUAGACGACGCUGUAGCCGUGUUUCCAUAGCGGGUUUUUAUGAGCCUUUGGAAGCAGAGCAGUUGAUUGAUAUGGCAAACUUUCAGGUAAACGGGCAACGGGUUCGUGUCCAGCUCCUUCUUCUACUGUUACAGCUCAGUAGCCUCUACUGCCCCCUGGUGACGACACUACACAGCCUCAUUUAUCCAAAGCAGUCGACAGAAAGAAGCUCAUCCACAUUUUUAAAUAUUCUUGGCGACAUUUCAGGACUUUGCUACGGAAACACGGCUGGUGUCGGUGGAGUGAUGCGACACAGCUUUGUGUUCAACACUUCUUCAUGUCAAGGCUCAGUUCUCGGUACCACCAGUGUUCGACGCUUCAGCUGUAAAGUGGUUCCCUGUGAACACUUCCUUGUAGCUGGAGGCUUAGUUUGUGCUGCUAUUCCCAUCCACACUCCCUAAAGUAUUUACGCUCAGACUGAACCAGUUUCUCCUCAGACAGACUUGUGUUUCGUUCACAGAUCAUUUAUUCGUGCUUGAAGCCUCGAGCUCAUACAGAAAACCCAUUUUCAUUUUUAUUGAUGACGCCUAGUUUGUCUGCUUCCCGUAGAUGAUGCCGUUUGUCCUGUUUGUAACGUGCCACAGCUUUGAAACGGGAACGAGCGAACGCACACUUGGCUUUCAGGAACCAGAAAGAGUCCGGUUCUGUGGAGCUCAGCGGGUCUGGGCUCGGGUUUGACGUGGAUGGAAAAAUCCAAAAUGCUGUCUAAUUCUGCUUCAGGUUCACAGGAGAUAAAAACUCAUGCUUGUAUAAACCCUAAGUGCAUUUUCAGAAACAGGCUGAACUCUUGGCUUUAGCUUGACUCAGAGUGUGUGUGUGUGUGUGUGUGUGUGUGUCUGUGUUUGUGUGUGUGUGUGUGUCUGUGUGUGUGUGUGUGUGUGUUGCUGUCAAUGCUGCUUGUCGUGACGUCAGAGACGCUUUGAAACGCAGGUCAGACGUCGUACUUGAGCUACCAAAGCUUCCGUUAUUCUGGUGUUUAGGAGAUCGUGGCUGUUUUUAACCUGUUUUACUGUCGGUCCAGAGCUGUUGGUUUUAAACGACGGAUCUUUUAUUUAAGUUACUGCUCAGCUCACUGCUGUUUGUUUGUUUUACUCACUUUAUGAGAGACCUGCUGCACAUAUUUACCCUGCAGCUGCAUCACAACAUGCUCCUUUUCACACUGAGGGUUUCAUGAUGACAGAGAUGUGGUAGAAUCGGGUCCACGGGUCGCUCUGCUCUGAUCCGGUUCGCUCUAAUCGUGGACUUCCUUCAGUAUUCUCGCUCAGAAUGUGACUGGACUCGAGUGAAUCAGUGGUUUGCUUCAGACUGACCCUGGACCUGGUUCUUAAGAGCAGGUCGGUGGUUUCUGUCUCUGUUAGAGCUCCACCUGCUGGUCAGGAUGGCGCACUGCACACAGCGGCAACCAAGUGACCCAGAACUAAUUUAUUCAACCAUCGUUAUCUCCUCAUUCCCAUCUCCUGUCGCUCUGAGGUGACGCCUGUAAAUAUGUGUUGUGGUGACUUUUAGCCUACAUCGGUGACAGAUGGUUGCCACGGUAAUAACACGACAAACAUCAAAGACAAUCGGAGUGAAGCUCGUAAUUAUUCACACUAUCUUAACUCCUCUCCUGUGGCCGGACGUCUCCGUGUAGGAUAAAACAAACACUAAGGAAACAGAAGAAUUCAUGUCCAUCUGAGUUAUGUUGUUGUCACCGUGGUAACGGGUCACUGGCUGUUUGUGGCUACUUGAAAUGUUUACAUGUCUGUUGUUCAUCGUAGAAGCGUUACUGCCUGCUUGCUUCACUGUUUGCUUCUGAAGGACCUUUUUAUUAUUUUGUAAGCGAUGCAGAGCUGUGUGUGUGUGUGAACAGCCAUCUGCUCAGCGCCGUUUAUGGAGCUUCUGCAGAUGUUCUGGGCAGAACGGCGACCCGGCAUGUCCGGUUACCACCCGCCAUCGAGCUGCAGCGAUUAAUCGAUUAGUCAGACGUAUCAGUGAGCGACUGUUAAAGGUGAAAACCUGUAGAUUCUCUGAUUCCAGCGUUUUAAAUCUGAACUCUUUCUUCACUCCUCUGUGACGACAAACAGCUUUUUUAGGCACUUUAACGACUAAUCGAUUAAUCGAGAAGCUGAUCGCUCCAUCGUCACACACCAAUCAGGUUUCACAUCAAACCCAGAGCAAAAGAACUCAUCUGUUCAACCGCAUCGUGAUUCAACUUUUCCUUUGUCCGGUCGCCACGCAGCUCCUGCACUAGUCCGAGUCUGAUGUCUGUAUGUUCUGUACGUAUAGGAACCAUAUUCAGCAUGAUCGCUUUGUGUCAUCAAACGACUUGAUUUAUUUCAAUAAAGUUAUAUUUUGCUGUUUUUGUA